Molecule: messenger RNA, 489 nt
Organism: Spodoptera exigua (beet armyworm)
Lineage: Eukaryota; Metazoa; Arthropoda; Insecta; Lepidoptera; Noctuidae
Source: the annotation of a GenBank genome assembly
AUGAAAAGAAUUGUCGGUCAAGAAUCAGCAGCGUGGCAGAAUGGAGAACUUGAAAAACAGAUAGUACUAGUUCAAGACGAGUUGCGUAAAACGGAUUACACUUGGGACCAUGACGACGAUUUGAUGAAGGAGAGUGCAAGACACAAGGUUUACCAAGACACCAUAGAAACUCUUAGGGAACAACUGCCAGCCUUGAAAGACAAGAUUAAAAAAGCUAAGAUUUGUGGAGCCGACUGCAAACUAAAACACGACGACCUCAACAUAAAUCUGGACCUUCUUACACCGGCAGAGUUGUUGCGGACGGUGAAAAGAUUUGAGCGUCUGAAAACAGACUUGAUAAGUACGCUGCGAAGCAAAGAAUGGCGUUUGGACUCGGAGUCUAAGUUGUUCGUGAGAGUGAACGACCAAAGAACUUACUUGCAGAACGAGCUGAUGAUAUGUCAGAACAAUAUCAUGCGCCUGCAGAAGAAUAGCAGCUACUGGCAGUAA